Messenger RNA from Silurus meridionalis, 1436 nucleotides. RefSeq names its product cone-rod homeobox (gene crx). The record is from RefSeq and is a predicted model, not a curated record. NCBI's taxonomy places the organism in Eukaryota, Metazoa, Chordata, Actinopteri, Siluriformes, Siluridae. Gene Ontology annotation, molecular function: DNA-binding transcription factor activity, RNA polymerase II-specific; RNA polymerase II cis-regulatory region sequence-specific DNA binding. Gene Ontology annotation, cellular component: nucleus. The transcript has 3 exons. Gene Ontology annotation, biological process: multicellular organism development; regulation of transcription by RNA polymerase II. The coding region runs from base 221 to 1015 and encodes 264 amino acids.
GAGAGAGAGAGAGAGAGAGAGAGAGAGAGAGAGAGAGAGAGAGAAUCUGCUCAAUGAUUAGCUCUCCUUAGUUUUUUUUUAAUGAAACACACCCUGGUCAGUUGUAGUGAGUUGUAGAAGUGGUGUGUGUGUGUGUUUGGAUGUGUGUGGAUGUGUGGAUGAUAACAGAGGUUCUUUGGUUCUUCUGGUGCACUAGAGUGAGGAACUCGGGCAGAUCAGCAUGAUGUCCUAUAUGAAGCAGCCUCAGUUCGGGUUAACGCUGCCGGCUCCCGGGAUGGAGCUUCUGCACCCCGCCGCCUCUUUCCCCGCGACUCCGAGAAAGCAGCGUAGAGAGCGCACCACCUUCACCAGAACUCAGCUGGACAUUUUGGAAGCACUGUUCACGAAGACUCGCUACCCAGACAUCUUCAUGAGGGAGGAGGUGGCCCUGAAAAUCAACCUGCCCGAGUCCAGAGUUCAGGUCUGGUUCAAGAACCGGCGUGCCAAAUGCCGUCAGCAGCAGCAACAACAGUCUAGCGGGCAACCCAAGCCCCGCCCUCCCAAGAAAAAGACUUCGUCUCCUCCCCCAGAGAUGCCCUCAGAUCUGGGAAACAUUUCAGUGGCCCCACCACCUCCUCUUCCACCUUCAACCCUAGGGUCCACCCCCGUGUCUGUUUGGAGCCCCGCCUCUUUGUCGCCUCUUUCUGACCCUCUGUGUGGUUCAGGUACUGCAUGCAUGCAGCGUCCAUAUGCCAUGAGCUAUGGGCCAAUGUCCUCCUACAGCACAGGAUUUGGCUCGUCUCCAUACUUCGACUGUGGCCCUUACCUAUCGCCCGUUACCUCUCAGGAGGCUCUCUCACCCCUUGCAGUGCCCUCUGUAGGCACCUCACUAAGCCAGUCACCCUCGCUUGCCUCACAGGGUUACGGCAUCUCGGCUUCGCUCGGCUUCGACUGCCUUGACUACAAAGACCAGCAGGCCUGGAAGCUCGGCUUCAGCACCGUCGACUGCCUCGAUCACAAGUUCCAGGUGUUGUAGGAGCAUGCGGAUAAAAGGAAUGAAAGAGAAAAAGAAACGAUUCACAGCAGAGAAGAAGAUACCACCUCGGCUGCAAAUUCAUAAUCCAGAGCGGUUUUAUGGACUGAUUCAAGAGAUCAUCUAUUUUUUAAAAAGAUGGUGGCUGCAUUUUGAUGAUUGGUUGACAUUCUUGCUCAAGAACUUACCUCACACACAUUCACUGGUUUAUAUUUAUAUACGCAUGAAGUCUUAGUCAAGUCUCUGCCUAGCUGUUCUUACGUACUUCUAGUUUCUCUCGACUUGUUUGAGUUCACUCUUCUAGAAAGCUUUACAAAUGAUCGUCUUGUGCUUUUAGUUUGCUAAUAGUGAUCAACUGCUGAAUUAUUAAAAAAAAGUGAUGGAAUUUGAUGUAGUUGUCAUUAAAACUGAGUUGUUGCUAAAA